AUACAGUUAUUUUCAUUGUUGAUUUCGGUACAUUGUACAUUGUUAUCUGUGCCCGACUCCAUCAACUUCAUCCCCCUUCAUCCAUAGAUAUAGUCAUGCGUUCUGUUUGACUUUUAUCAUAAACGUUAGCCAAAGAAGUUAUGAAAAUACUGUUUAGGCCUAUGACUUAUUUGGGUGAUGUUUGUAUUGAGAAGUUUCGAAUACUCCAAAAAUGAACUUAAUCGUAAUGUUCAUUAGUUAGAAAAUUAGCAACCAUGAACUAUACUUCUUUUUCGGACUAUCGAACCAUCCGAAUAACUAACCUUAUUUCGUUUGGGAUCCUCGGAUUAAACCCUUCUGACCAAUGAACCAUCGGAAAACUCGAACCUUCAGAAUAAUAAUCACUGGAAAAUUGUUCUUCCCCCUAUCUUGUACCUAUCCACAGUCUUAGCGGAACGGAAAGAACAGCGGAGACAAAGAGCUCGUGCAUGGCGUGAUAAAGGUCCAGACACAGCAGACAAGGAAUUCAAGGUUGAAAUCGGUGAAAAGACGAAGCAAGAAUUUGGUAAUUUCCAAGAUGAGAUCACUGAACUAAAAUGGUAUGCAGAGCAACAAUUAGAAAUGACGUUAUGCGGAGGAAAAGAUUACGUUCCUCCGAGAAUACUGCUCAUAUCUUCCAAAGUUCCGAAGGCAGAGGUAUUAGAAGAAACGAGACGAGAUAAGGGUGUUCUUGUUUUCCGUUACGACUUUAAUAACGACACAUUUGAAUCAAUCAUAGAUGCUAUUCGUAUAAAUUUACAAGAUUAUAAACCAGGAUGCAUGGCACAGUCUCUCUGUCUAUACGCUCAAGGCGGGCCUGGUUACGUCUACAUGUUGAGGAAGAAGGUUCUAACGACAGCUAAGCUGAAGAAAGAAAGCGAAGCAGACCAAGUCAGGUUUUGGAAAGAGAUUGGUAAGAUGAUGAGCAGGAUACAUCCUGAGGACACAGUCAUUCAUGUUAUGGGAUGCAAUCUACUCGGGAGUGAAAGCGGUUUACAGUUGUUUGAUGAUCUGGAAGACUUAAUGCAACCAAACAUCGUACGAUUCGAAGCACCACUCGAACUUAGCCAAGAAGGUAAUGAGAUGAUAAAAUAUUAUUUCAAUCCCGCCAAGUACCAGCUAUGGAAGUCAAGCAAGUACUCUAGAUCUGAACUCAAACUUCCCCCAACAAUGAAAUGAUGAUCACUUUAACCAUUAUGAGCUUGGAUUACAAUUAUCAAUGAAUCCACAAUAAGAUUAAACAACUUAAUGAGUAUCUCACUGAGCGAUAAAUGACUGCAAACCCAGCGAGUUUUGAUAUUCGUAAAAUGUAUCAAAAUGUUUGCCAAAAGGUUGCAACAAACUUCUUUAAAAUUUUGAUCAUCGCAAAUUAUUUUUUCGUUCUUUGGUCACAGAGAAAUUUGAACUUGUUUCAAAAAUUUCGUUGCGAAUCUAUUUUUCCGCAAACAUUUGCUAGCGUUUGCAAAACGCCUUUGCCAUGGACCUACUAGGUCCAUGCCUUUGCAAAGGGUUGUAAGACGAUGUCGAUGAAGUUCUUUUUUUCACCAAUGCUAGCGACCGCAUGACUGUUGGACGUUUGCAAACACACACCUAUCUGUUUCAAAACAGUUCGCAAUUA
Messenger RNA from Lytechinus pictus (painted urchin), 1636 nucleotides. Its product is annotated as NMDA receptor synaptonuclear signaling and neuronal migration factor-like. Lineage: Eukaryota; Metazoa; Echinodermata; Echinoidea; Temnopleuroida; Toxopneustidae. The coding region runs from base 601 to 1197 and encodes 198 amino acids. Gene Ontology annotation, biological process: regulation of neuronal synaptic plasticity; regulation of neuron migration. Gene Ontology annotation, cellular component: nucleus; cytoplasm. The record is from RefSeq and is a predicted model, not a curated record. The transcript has 9 exons.